This is a messenger RNA of Rhodamnia argentea, 1740 nucleotides long. Its product is annotated as O-glucosyltransferase rumi homolog. The transcript is spliced from 6 exons. Lineage: Eukaryota; Viridiplantae; Streptophyta; Magnoliopsida; Myrtales; Myrtaceae. The record is from RefSeq and is a predicted model, not a curated record. The annotation marks the transcript as partial.
AUGAGACUCCAGCUAAAGAACGGGACUCACGCAGUGUUUCACGACCCUUCAAUUAUCAUGUGUAUGUGGGGAGUCUUCCAUUGUUAAAUGUUACAUCAGUGUACGAUGUGGUUCCGAUGUUUAACUGCUAGAGAGACGAUCAAAGACUAGAUGAAGAUGAUUAUCAGUGAGAAGUAUAUGGGCAUGUCUGGUCAUGGAAUUCAUAAGCAAACCCCGGCCGGAGCACGGUGGAGGCAGCUGAAGAAGCGGAGCCCAACCGCGACUCUGGUUAUCGUCUUCUUCCUCUUCCUUUUGGUCGGCGCUCUGGUUUUCGCCGUUUGGAUCAAAGCAUUUCAAUCACUCUUUUCAGGUGCUUAUCCAAGAUCAAUCUUCACAACUUCAAAAGUACCAAAGAAACCAGAAUUCCCACUACAAUGCACAAACCAUAACCUCGCCCAGACAUGUCCAAGAAACUACCCGACCACUCGAAACCUCACCAAGCAAUCUCAAAACCAUGCAUCAACGAGUCAAUGCCCGUCAUACUUCGUAUGGAUCCACGAAGAUCUGCGGCCUUGGAAGGAGACCGGGAUCACGAGGGACAUGGUCGAGAGAGCGCGCAAGACAGCGCAUUUCCGGCUCGUGAUCCUCGACGGGAGGGCCUACGUCGAGAAGUAUAGGCCGGCGCUACAAACUAGGGACUUGUUCACCUUGUGGGGCAUACUGCAACUCCUUAGGCGGUACCCCGGAAGAUUGCCUGAUUUGGAGCUGAUGUUCGACUGCGACGAUCGUCCGCUCAUCCUAAUGAAGGACUAUCGACGCCCCCGAUCGGGACCGCCACCAUUAUUCCGUUACUGCGGGGAUGGGAAGACGUUCGACAUAGUUUUUCCAGAUUGGUCUUUUUGGGGAUGGGUGGAGACAAACAUCAAACCAUGGGCACAUGUGCUGAAGGACAUACAAGAAGGUAAUAAGAGGAUUAAGUGGGAAGAUAGAUUGCCCUAUGCUUACUGGAGAGGGAACCCUAAUGUGGCCCCCACCAGAAGAGACCUCCUCAAAUGCAAUGUCACAGAUAAAUAUGACUGGAAUACCCGAUUAUUUAUUCAGGAUUGGGAGGAACAAUCCAAACAAGGGUACAAUCAAUCCAAUCUAGAGGACCAAUGCACACAUCGCUACAAGAUAUACAUUGACGGGUGGGCGUGGUCCGUAAGCGAGAAGUAUAUCCUGGCAUGCGAUUCUAUGACUCUGUUAGUACGUCCAGAUUACUAUGAUUUCUUCACCAGAGGAAUGGUCCCCUUGCAACACUACUGGCCAAUUAGGCCCAACUCCAAAUGCACCUCCCUCAAGUUUGCCGUGGAAUGGGGCAACAAUCACACCGGCAAGGCAAAGAACAUAGGAAAUGGUGGGAGCCAAUUCGUAUUCAAUGAGCUGAAGAUGGAGUAUGUGUACGACUACAUGUACCAUGUGCUGAGCGAGUAUGCAAGGCUACUGACAUACAAGCCGAGCAUACCGCCGAAGGCAGUCGACUUAUGCUCCGAGGCAAUGGCAUGCCCGUCGAAUAGGACAUACAGGAGGUACAUGGAGGAGUCCAUGGUGAUGUCCCCAAGCGAAGGAGCCCCAUGCACUCUCCCUCCUCCAUUCGACACUCCUUCGCUCCAAGCCUUCAGCGAGAAGAAGGCUCAUUCCACUUGGCAAGUUGAGAUGAUGGAGAAUGACUAUUGGCAAAAAGUCAACAGCAAGGACAAGGACAAGAACAAGAACAAGAAC